Aspergillus terreus NIH2624 is the source of this 444-nucleotide messenger RNA. RefSeq lists its product as uncharacterized. Bases 1 to 444 code for a protein of 147 amino acids. Lineage: Eukaryota; Fungi; Ascomycota; Eurotiomycetes; Eurotiales; Aspergillaceae. The transcript has 2 exons. The record is from RefSeq and is a predicted model, not a curated record.
AUGCCCCGCACCAUCUACCUCGCCGUCCUAUCGAACGGCGCAAGACCAGCCCAUUUCUCCGUCUUUGUCCCUACCGGCGACAAAGGAGAAACUGGCAAAGUCAUCCAUGUGACCGGGAACCCAGCAACAGGUUUCUUCCUCCAGUUCAAGCGAAACUACGACUUGGCUACAUCGGAAUACAGCUUAUAUAACCUCAUCCCUUCUUCACGUGUUGAUGACCGGUAUAUCAAAGAUACUGUAGGCAACGGACAGCCUGCUGAGGAUACGAUUGCCCGUGACCGGCUGGAAUCCGUCGCUACGACAGUCCCACCUCCUGGCCGCAGUGCCAACUCGUUUGAUCCGUCUGAUUGGCUGCGGGAUUAUGUCCAGAGACUUAUUGAUGAAGAGUUGGUCGAAAGGAACGCAGGCGUGGUUGUGGAAAACGUUCCCAAAGUAUUGGGUUAG